CUUUAUUACAAGAAAUAUUAAAUAUUGCUAAAGAUACUUCUACUCGUGCUACUUCUAGAUCUAAUAUUAAAAGUUUAUUGAGUAUAAAUACUAGCAUCAAUUCUGAUACUGAGGUUAUAGAA
Racocetra persica is the source of this 122-nucleotide messenger RNA. NCBI's taxonomy places the organism in Eukaryota, Fungi, Glomeromycota, Glomeromycetes, Diversisporales, Gigasporaceae. The record is from the annotation of a GenBank genome assembly.